CCGGUUCUCAGGUAUAAAAACCUUGGUUAGACGUCAGGUCAUCUUGAACGUUGAUUCCAUUGCUAGGUCUGCUAGGUUUUGAUCAGCUACCAGAAUGAAAGCAGCUGCUCUUUUUGCCCUGCUCCUUGUGGGCGCCGUAUCAGCUAUGCCAACGAAGAAGUCUACCAACCAACAAAAGGAAGACUUUGAAGCAACCAUCUCAAUCAAGUUCCGCUCGGAUGCUCGGGAUAUCGACUGGCAGGGAAUUUGGAAUGGUGUUGUGGAUACUUUGGGCAAUCCUAUAAUCCUUGGAGGGCCUGGGAAGAAAGACCUAAUUAGCAUCGACUGGGAAGGAAUUUGGAACACCGUAGUUCAGGCGGGCUUACAACAACCGUGGUAUUUAGGUCCAGGAAAAAAGGAAUUGUCACAAGAAGCUUGGACUGACUAUGUGGCCCCAGCUCUUCAAAUUGCCCAGGUCCUCGUACCAUUAGUUGGCAGAGACACACAAGAUGUUGACUGGUCACAGGUAAUUUCAACAGCUGUCCAAGUAGGUACGACAGUUCUACCAUUGCUUGUUGGUAAGAAGGACCUAAUUAGUAUCGACUGGCAAGGAAUUUGGAACGCCAUUGUUGAGGCAGGUUCCCAACCGAUGUAUUUAGGUGCAGGAAAGAAACGGGCACUGUCACAAGAAGCCUGGACUGACUAUGUGGCCCCAGCCCUUCAAAUUGCUCAGAUCCUCGUCCCAUUAGUUGGCAGAGACGUAGAAGAUGUUGAUUGGACACAGGUAAUUUCAACAGCUGUUCAAGUAGGCACUACCGUUCUUCCAUUACUCGUUGGCAAGAAAGAUUUAAUUAGCAUCGACUGGGAAGGAAUUUGGAAUAAUAUUGUAGAUUUCGGUUCCUCUGUAGUCCACGCAGGGAAAAAGGAAUUGUCACAAGAAGCCUGGACCGAAUAUGUGGCCCCAGCCCUUCAAAUUGCUCAGAUCCUCGUCCCAUUAGUUGGCAGAGACACACAAGAUGUUGAUUGGUCACAAGUAAUUUCAACAGCUGUUCAGGUAGGCACUACCGUUCUACCACUACUCGUUGGCAAGAAAGAUUUAAUUAGCAUCGACUGGGAAGGAAUUUGGAAUAAUAUUGUAGAUUUCGGCAACACGCUAACUCACACAAGUAUUACAAGUGUAGGGAAAAAAGAAUUGUCACAAGAAGCCUGGACUGACUAUGUAGCCCCAGCCCUUCAAAUUGCUCAAAUCCUCGUCCCAUUAGUUGGCCGAGAUGUAGAAGAUAAUGACUGGACACAGGUAAUUUCAACAGCUGUUCAGGUAGGCACUACCGUUCUACCAUUACUCGUCGGCAAGAAGGAUUUAAUUAGCAUCGACUGGCAAGGAAUUUGGAACGCCAUUGUUGAGGCGGGUUCACAACCGAUGUAUUUAGGUGCAGAAAAGAAACGGGCACUGUCACAAGAAGCCUGGACUGACUAUGUGGCCCCAGCCCUUCAAAUUGCUCAGAUCCUCGUCCCAUUAGUUGGCAGAGACACACAAGAUGUUGACUGGACACAGGUAAUUUCAACAGCUGUCCAAGUAGGUACGACAGUUCUACCCCUACUCGUCGGUAAGAAGGACCUAAUUAGCAUCGACUGGGAAGGAAUUUGGAAUAAUAUUGUAGAUUUCGGUUCCUCUGUAGUGCACGCAGGGAAAAAGGAAUUGUCACAAGAAGCCUGGACCGAAUAUGUGGCCCCAGCCCUUCAAAUUGCUCAGAUCCUCGUCCCAUUAGUUGGCCGAGAUGUAGAAGAUGUUGACUGGACACAGGUAAUUUCAACAGCUGUCCAAGUAGGUACUACAGUUCUACCACUACUUGUCGGUAAGAAGGACCUAAUUAGCAUCGACUGGGAAGGAAUUUGGAAUAAUAUUGUAGAUUUCGGUUCCUCUGUAGUCCACGCAGGGAAAAAGGAAUUGGCACAAGAAGCUUGGACUGACUAUGUGGCCCCAGCCCUUCAAAUUGCCCAGAUUCUUGUGCCAUUAGUUGGCCGAGAUGUAGAAGAUGUUGACUGGACACAGGUAAUUUCAACAGCUGUCCAAGUAGGUACGACAGUUCUACCACUGCUUGUUGGCAAGAAAGAUUUAAUUAGCAUCGACUGGGAAGGAAUUUGGAAUAAUAUUGUAGAUUUCGGCAAUACGCUAGCUCACACAAGUAGUACAAGUGUAGGGAAAAAGGAAUUGUCUCAAGAAGCUUGGACUGACUAUGUGGCCCCAGCCCUUCAAAUUGCUCAAAUCCUUGUCCCAUUAGUUGGCAGAGACACACAAGAUGUUGAUUGGUCACAGGUAAUUUCAACAGCUGUCCAAGUAGGUACCACAGUUCUACCACUGCUGGUUGGCAAGAAAGAUUUAAUUAGCAUCGACUGGGAAGGAAUUUGGAAUAAUAUUGUAGAUUUCGGUUCCUCUGUAGUCCACGCAGGGAAAAAGGAUUUGUCACAAGAAGCCUGGACCGACUAUGUGGCCCCAGCCCUUCAAAUUGCCCAGAUCCUCGUCCCAUUAGUUGGCAGAGAUGUAGAAGAUGUUGACUGGACACAAGUAAUUUCAACAGCUGUCCAAGUAGGCACUACCGUUCUUCCAUUACUCGUUGGCAAGAAAGACCUAAUUAGCAUCGACUGGGAAGGAAUUUGGAAUAAUAUUGUAGAUUUUGCUACAAAGCCCUUACCCGUAAUUCCAUAAGGGAAGAAUUAAGUUGCCGUUAGACAAAUCAACAUUGACUCGAUAUGGCUUCAAAACAAAUAACUACUCUUCGCCUCCAAUAGUAAAUAAAAAUAGAAAGUAAAAA
This is a messenger RNA of Physella acuta, 2792 nucleotides long. RefSeq lists its product as uncharacterized. NCBI's taxonomy places the organism in Eukaryota, Metazoa, Mollusca, Gastropoda, Physidae. The record is from RefSeq and is a predicted model, not a curated record.